Messenger RNA from Nicotiana tabacum (common tobacco), 622 nucleotides. Lineage: Eukaryota; Viridiplantae; Streptophyta; Magnoliopsida; Solanales; Solanaceae. The record is from RefSeq and is a predicted model, not a curated record.
CUCUGUUGUACCACCAUUCCUAUGGAAGCUUCCUCAGCAUGAAAUCUCGAUUCAAAAGGAAGCUUCGUUUUUGUCUUGUUAUUACCUUGCUUGCAGAUAUCAAAUUCAAAUAUAAUUUUAAAAAGGAAGGAUCAAUUAACAGUUCAGGAUCUCAAUUUUUGGGUCGGAGGAGAAAAAAUGAGCAAGCAGCCAGGGAUCUAUUCUGAUAUUGGCAAAGAUGCAACAGAUCUUCUGUAUGGAGAUUUUAACAUGCAGCCGCCAAUUUGCUAUCACUUCAAUUGGUUAGAUUGGAGCUUAAACCUCAGCGGUGGAGUUAGAGCUAGUGUACCGGGACAGGAAAUAAGGGCACUUCUCAAGUUCUAUUUACCAUAUCAGAGGUCUAAUAAGGUGGAAAUGCAGUACUUGCGUGAUUAUUUUGGGUAUACAGCAGGCAUCAGUUUGACAAAAAGCCCCCUGAUAAGUUUUUCUGGUGUCAUUGGAAAUGGUUUUUUCAACACUGGAACAGAUAUCUCACUUGAUGCAGCAACUGAUACAGUGGCCAAAUGCGAUGCUGGUUUGAGCUUCAAUACUGACAUUCUCACUGCUUCACUCACCUUGUAAAUCUUCUCCAACAGGAAUUAAU